Messenger RNA from Symbiodinium pilosum, 501 nucleotides. NCBI's taxonomy places the organism in Eukaryota, Dinophyceae, Suessiales, Symbiodiniaceae. The record is from the annotation of a GenBank genome assembly.
AUGAAGUCCUACCACGGACUGGUUGCGUGGCUUUUCGAGCUCUGCUCCUCCGUGCAGCCACCGUCCCUGAAGUACUGGGACACAGGUGGCGGCAGUGGAGGUGAGCCAGACGUUGACCUCGAACGGGCCGAAACUGGCGCCCUGCAUCAGGGCAUCCUCUCGGGAGAUUGCGCCGUGCUUUUCGUGGCCAACAAAUGCGAUCUUCAGGAAAAGGGGGUGCUCGAGAACUUUGCCAAGAGCAAGCCUAGGCCCAACCCGCCGGAGAAGCCGCCACUCAUCGAUCGACUUCUCGGAGGUGGCAGCGGAGAUGCUUUUCUCCAAGGCUACCGGAGGUCUCCGGCUGAAUGGCAGCUCCUGGACAAGCUCUGCGACUUCGUCCUGAGGGGUCAGCAUACAGAGGCCUGCUGCAGGGAAGGAAAGCUACGCUUUGACUUUUCCACGUGGAAGAACUUCGUGCGUCAAGUCUACCAGGCCAAGCACCGAGCGACACCAAAGCGGUGA